This is a messenger RNA of Zootermopsis nevadensis, 1297 nucleotides long. The record is from RefSeq and is a predicted model, not a curated record. NCBI's taxonomy places the organism in Eukaryota, Metazoa, Arthropoda, Insecta, Blattodea, Termopsidae.
AUGAAAGCUGUGUACAUGUACUGUCUGAUGUUUUUGGAGAACUCUUCAAUUCAUGGACUGAAUCAUUUAAUAGCAAAGAAGCGAACUCCUACGGAACGUGUCUUGUGGUUACUUUUCAUUUCCGCUGGCAUAGUUGGCGCGGUGUCAUUUGGGGUGUCAACGUGGAGACGUUAUCAGAGCAAUCCGACAGUCGUAUCAAUGGAACGAGAGUACAAGGACUGGAACACUUCAUUUCCCAGUGUUACCAUCUGCCCUCAACAGAAAUACAACAAUAUUUCCGCAAAAGCAAAAAGUCAGAGUGACGACGUCUACAAAUUCAUAAAAAAUCUUGUCUCUGCCUCAUACGAAAACUUUGAUGAGCUCGAACCGGGUCUUUCAGAGGGAAUAUUCUCUCCCGAACAAUACAUGGAAGUAAUCAUUAAUAAUUCUUUUGAACUCACCCACAAGUCGAAUUUUGACGUUCAUUUUACAAAGACUAUCACAGAGAUGGGACUGUGUUACACAUAUUUAUCAAAUAUCGCCAUUUAUAAUUCACCAGAAUACUGGCAAAAUAAAAACUGGACCAUAAUGAAAAAAGACGUACAGUUAUAUGGAAAUCCACUCAGCGGAGAAAUCAGCUUACAAAUUACGAAUAUGAAUUCGGGAUCAAAGGUAUAUAUUCACAAUGCCCACGAAGUACCAGAUUCGUCAAGCCAUUUUUUAAAUUUGAAAUACGGUAACCAGCUGACAGUCAGCGUCCUUUCGCUCACCAUAUACAGCACAGACGACGUGACGUCAUUAAACAUAUAUCAACGAAAAUGCCGUUUCUUGGAAGAGUCUGAUCUUCAAAUUAGUCCGGUGUACUCCUACAAUCUCUGUCGCAUGCAGUGCAGAAUGGAGCAGGCAAUACGCCUGUGUGGAUGCAAACCUCACUUCUACAGAACCAAACUAAAAUUUCCGGUGUGCAACCUUGGAGGCAUGAGGUGUUUGGGACGUUACAAAACCACGCUGAUAUCACUGAGGGAAGAUAAGCAUAAACUAUGUGACUGUCUGCCGCCAUGCGAUGAUGUAAACUAUGUCAUUGACUAUGAAGAGCAUAUUGAAUGGAAAUUGGGUACUAACGUAAUAGUAAAGCUAUCAAAGUAUCCACGCAUGCGAUUAAAGCGAAGUCUAAUAUUUGGGUUCACUGACGUAUUAGUGGCAAUUGGUGCAUCUACAGGAUUAUUUCUGGGGUGCAGCAUCCUCAGUUUCUUAGAGAUUAUAUACUUCUUCACACUUCGGCUUUACUGGUUCACCCUUAGUAGAAGGUUUAAUUAGG